Arvicanthis niloticus (Nile rat) is the source of this 5587-nucleotide messenger RNA. It is a transcript of the gene Cxadr, whose product is annotated as CXADR cell adhesion molecule. Gene Ontology annotation, cellular component: bicellular tight junction; intercalated disc; basolateral plasma membrane. NCBI's taxonomy places the organism in Eukaryota, Metazoa, Chordata, Mammalia, Rodentia, Muridae. Gene Ontology annotation, biological process: homotypic cell-cell adhesion. The record is from RefSeq and is a predicted model, not a curated record. Gene Ontology annotation, molecular function: cell adhesion molecule binding.
CCGGAAGUGACGCGUUCACCUGCCGAGCUGGGCGGGGCGCAGAGGUGCCUUCGCUGCUGCCACCGCCGGGAGCCAGUCGGGAGUGUACCAGGCUCUGGAAAAACCAGGGCUCCCAGCUGAGAGCCUUUACCUGCAAGCCACGACCCGACAGCUCUCAUGGCGCUUCUACUGUGCUUCGUGCUCUUGUGCGGGGUGGCGGAUUUUACCAGCGGUUUGAGAAUCACUACACCUGAACAGAAGGUCGAAAAAGCUAAAGGGGAAACUGCGUAUCUACCAUGCAAGUUUACUCUUGAUGCCGAAGACCAGGGACCACUGGACAUUGAAUGGCUGCUAUCCCCGUCUGAUAACCAGAAAGAGGAUCAAGUGAUCAUUUUGUAUUCUGGAGACAAAAUCUAUGAUAACUACUAUCCGGAUCUGAAAGGACGGGUACAUUUUACGAGUAAUGACGUCAAAUCUGGUGACGCAUCUAUAAAUGUAACCAAUCUGCAGUUGUCCGACAUUGGCGCUUACCAGUGCAAAGUGAAGAAGGCUCCUGGGGUUGCAAGUAAGAAAUUUCUGCUAACAGUUCUUGUUAAGCCUUCAGGUACAAGAUGCUUCGUGGAUGGAUCGGAAGAGAUCGGAAAUGACUUCAAGCUAAAAUGUGAACCAAAAGAAGGUUCCCUUCCACUGCAGUAUGAAUGGCAGAAGUUGUCAGACUCCCAGACAAUGCCUACUCCGUGGCUAGCAGAAAUGACCUCUCCUGUUAUAUCUGUGAAAAACGCCAGUUCUGAGUAUUCUGGGACAUACAGCUGCACAGUCCAAAACAGAGUGGGCUCUGACCAGUGUAUGCUGCGACUAGAUGUUGUCCCCCCCUCCAACCGAGCCGGAACCAUCGCAGGCGCUGUCAUCGGGACGCUGCUGGCCCUUGUGCUCAUCGGGGCCAUCCUCUUCUGCUGUCAUAGAAAACGCAGAGAAGAGAAGUACGAGAAGGAAGUGCAUCAUGAUAUCAGGGAAGAUGUGCCUCCUCCAAAGAGUCGGACAUCCACUGCCAGGAGCUAUAUUGGCAGCAACCAUUCCUCCCUGGGAUCCAUGUCCCCUUCCAACAUGGAGGGGUAUUCCAAGGCUCAGUAUAACCAGGUUCCCAGCGAAGACUUUGAACGUGCUCCUCAGAGUCCGACUCUGGCACCUGCUAAGGUAGCUGCCCCUAAUCUAAGCCGGAUGGGAGCGGUCCCCGUGAUGAUUCCAGCACAGAGCAAGGACGGGUCUAUAGUAUAGGACUCUGCACCUCUCUUUUCUGCUUUCCAUGGCUCGUUUCUUCUCUUGACAUAUCAAAACUCAUUCUGUUCUAAAUUUUGUUAACAGUAACCCAUAUGUGUGUGUGUAUGUGUAUCUAUACAUAUAUAUGUCUGUGUAUAUAUACAUAUAUAUAUAUACUCACACACAUGUGUGUGUGUGUAUAUAUAUGUGAAGAAGUUUAUAAGAAACAUGCUCCAUAAGAUUUUUUUUUUUUUUUUGUUAGAGUGAAACCUUAAAGGCUUAAGAGUAAUGGCAUUAACCAUCUGGAGAUUUUGGGGUUUCUUACCAAGUUGAUUUUAAGAGCAUCUACAUAAUAAUGCCAUUAUUGUAUAUCUUAAGAAAGAUAUAGCACUUUGAAUAUGAUAUCAUGGGUCAAGAAAUUUGCGAAUUUACAUACAUACCAAGUUGGUUCUUGAAUCAUCUGAAAGUGAUACUUUGUUGUUUCUACCAUUAUUUUUAAGAUAUCUGUCUCAUUUAUUUAUGAACAACAGUAUCUCUCAAAUUAAAAAAAAAAAAGUCCAUGGAAAAACUACUUAAUGUAUGAAGUUUUUAUAGUCUGAGAAUUCUUAAGUGUAUUUGAUUAUCUGUAAGAGUAGGAGACAUUACAGUUUAUUAGAAAUAACUAGUUUUAUUUCUAAGUCACUCAUAAACAUCUAUGGCAUGAUUUCUUUUUUUCUUUCUUUCUUUUUUCUUUUGUUGUUGUUUUGAGAUAAGGCCUCAGUCCGUUCGUUGCCUAGGCUGGCCUCAAAUCAUGAUCCUUCUGCUUCAGCUUCACAAUUGCUAGGCUCACAAGUCUGUAUUACUAUACUGGCUAUAGAACAGUUUAAGUAUUUAAACAAUACAGAGGGAACAGGAAGUAGUAACCUUUUGUGCACUACAAAAAGAAGCACCUUUCAGCUUCAGAAGCGUUUGCUUCUGCUACACACAGCUGAAACCCUUGAUGCAACACGGGUCAGAGUAGGAGGAAGAUCAAGGAGGAGUGUCUCUGCUUCAGGGCCUGUGGAUGGCUGCAAAAGUCUGACCAGGCAGGAUGAGGGGGCCAGAUUUGUCAGUCUGCAGCUGAACACUGCCUUUGUACUUUAGGUGAUGUUUUUGCAAUUGGAAAGGAAGGAAGGGAUGGAGGGAGGGACAGAGGGAAGGAAGAAAGGAAGGAAGGAAAGAAAACUGUUCAUUCACUUAUCUGGCAGUAAUGGAUGAGAAAUCUCAAAUUAUUGAUUUUUUUAUAUUUUUUUUGUGUUUUUGUUUUGUGGCAGACCAUACUGCAUAUUUUACAGUGUAGAAACAUGUAAUCUAGGCUUUUGAUUUGGAGUACGGUUCCUGGAGGCUGUUUUUCUCUAAGAGUCAGUGAACAAAGAUAUUUGAGGCAAGUUAAGUGUCUUCCACUAGUCCUGAAUUCCAGACUCGGGCAAUGUGCUUGAUGUCCUGUGGCCAAACCUGCCUCUUGAUAGCUGUCAGAGAUCAAGGUUGAGUCUUCGUUUUGUGAAAGUGACUUCCUCAUAAAAGAAAUUUUAAAAGGAGUAAAGGGAAUACUCCUAUCUGCCAAAUGUAUUAAAUAUAGUUUUCGUAGGAAAAAAAGUGAAUCUAUUGUAUAUCCCUUAAGAUUGUGAGGGAGUGUGUGUAGAAUGUAAUGAGCCAGCAUUUUCUUUAUAGUAGAUAAGGUCUGUGAUAAAAGAUUUCUUUACCUGCAAAACCUUUCCCCUAGGGAACUGGUCUCUGUUAAUCUCUUCAGGUGCGGUGCUGGUAAAUGCUACAUCAUAAAUUAAUGUUGGCAUGCAUUUACAGUUAGGCAGACUACUGUGUAUACUUUUUAAUGGUGAACUUAUACUGAAUGUCCAUGUAAUGGAUUCAUGUACAGUUUUACAUAUUUGGAAGCCUUUUUUAAAAGUAGGCUUAAGCCUCAUAUAAAAUUACCUUUUAUAUUUGUGUUGUUUUCAUCUGUGCCUUUUUAGGUAAUUUAAUUUCUACAAUGACUUUCUGGUGCCUAUGAGCUAGCUAUCACCUGCCUUGAAGGUGCUUAGAGUGAAGGUACUGUUUUCAGAAGCACAUCACUGCGGCUUCUUUCUACCCCUAGAGUCUCACUCAGUCUUGCCUUUUCUCCUCUGCUCUUCUUGAUGUCACUUAAAUGAUACCAUUGUUUAUUAGGAUUUAAAAGAAAUUCACACCCUCAGCACGCUUUGACUGUGUUUCUAGUUUAUAACCAUAGCCACGGUCAACUCUCAUAUGUUUGGCAUUUUUCUAAGAUAUUACAAGAAUAAACCGGAGUGUAGAUCUUGACGAUUUGUAGGUAGUGAAGAUUACGCUAGGUAGAAACUACGACAAAAGCAGAUGUGCAGAAUCUUUUCCUUAGACUUUGUAUUUAUUUAAAGGCAAACACAACCUAGAGUAUCCAACUACUUUUAGUCCAGAUCUGUAGCAACUGUAAUCUGAGAGAGAAGCUGGUUUAAAAAACACAAGAUAACACUGAAAACCAACAGGCCUGAAGGAUAUAGAACCGGACAUUGUUACGUUUUAGGCUUUGGUCUGCAGGCUUCUCAUUGUUAAGUCUCAGUUUACCCAAAGGCCAGAGGAGUACUAAGAAUUUCCCAGACAGUUCUCUGAUUUUGGUUGAACCAGGGAGCAAAUAUUUGCUCUAGAAUCAAUACUAGUGAUGGUCACCAGCUCACCAACUUUGUUGGUGCAUCUUAACGACAGAGCUAGUGUGAGUUCAGGGCCAGCACUGUCUCCAGAGCAGACCUUUCUGAUUCCACCCUGUAAGUGAGAAGCUUAACCCUUAUUUUAAUGUUCCAUAGGGUAAUCUGGAGAGAAAUGACACUACAGAUUCCAUAGUCUGUGUUCAUAUUCUGAAUAUAGACUAGUUUAUGGGUAUUACUAUUGAUAAUCUUAGUAGUGUUUUCCUGUUAAGAAGCCUCGCCUAAUGCUCAAAGUCUGGUAUUGAUUUUCAUGAUUUCUCAGUUACAUAGACAAAUACUUACUUAAAUUUGAGUUGUCUACCAAGGGUUUAUUAGUAUGGAAACACAGACUGAGUGUGUUUAGUAGGGACGAUCCAUAUCGAUCAUGGAAAUGCCUGAUUUCUGGUACAUGUGACUGCACAUCUGUGAUCCCAGAACUCAGGGGCACAGGAAGAUCAUGGAUUUGAGGCCAGUAGCCAGUUCAGAGCAGGCCUGAGCUACACCAAGAGACGUAACACCUGGAGACUGAACUCAAUGAUACAGUAUCUUAUCUCGAAUGGGCAAAAAGACCGAGGUUUGAAUCUGAAUUCUUUUAAGAAAUGAAUUUCAGACUGUGCCCUGGGAAUUAGAUUAAGUGAAGAGGCAAGUAAACUUUAUGGUUAGAAAAGAACUCACUGCAUGGAGUUGGCUAUUCUUUAAUGUGUGACUUAUUAAAUAACUACUGUCUGUGUAUACAGCAUGUAAAUUUGAAGCUAUGUGAAUGUUCAUAGGUUUCUGUUUUUUCUAAAAUAUUUUCAACCGUGUUUAGAGUGCUCUCAGCUGCCUUAUUUCAGUGUGAACAGAUAAUGUUCCUAUUUUAUGUGGCGAAUGCUUUAUUAACUGUGUCACUUACAGAGUAGUGUGUAGAAAACGGCUGGCACAAUUUUAAGUGGUUUGCAACAUUAUAUAUUAUAUAUGUACAUAUGUUUAUAACAUUAUUGUGUUUCAUAGUAUAAAUGUUCUGGGCAAGUUUUAGUAUUUCAAAUGCCUCUGGAUAUUCCAGCAAUAAAGGCAACUUGUUCUGCAGUCAAGUUUGCCUACUUUGACACUAACGUAAUCUGUAUUUGAGCAAGCAAGAAUCCUUUUGAAAAUAUUACAGAAAGACGGAAUAAAUAAAUUAGUGAAUUGUGGUUAUUUCUCCUUUAGGAAGGCCAACCAUUUUGUACCUUCCAGAACCUGACCCUAAUAAGUUCAAGCUUACAAAAUUUGUCCCAGUUUAUAGAGUCUAGAGGCCAUCAGUUUUGGGCUUCGUUGUUUAUUCAGACACUAAAACGUCUGCCGAAGGUGAGCUUUGGGAUUUCUGCUCAUUUGUUUAAUGACAUAGGUGCUAAGAGGACCACAAUUCACCAAUGGACUUAUUCUUGUUCCUACUUGUGAAUUUUGGCAAUAAACACAGCUGUAUUAAGAAUACUAAUUUGACACUCACAUUUGCAAAGUUAUUGGUAGUGUCAGUUUCAGAUUUUGUAUUUCAGAUAUCUGGCUUACAUAUCCAAUGAUGCAGAUUUUAAAGUUUGUAAGAACAAUUUUGUUUAAAAACAGAAACUUGCUCUUAGUUUUGUGACCUUGUGUACUUUUGAAAUAAAAUGAAGAAAGCAGUCCCCUGC